AUGUCCGUUAAAAGACAAGAAUCUGGGUAUGUGGACAACUGGCAGGCAAGGAAGACUCUUAAACAGUGUAAUCUGCGCAUGCUCGAAACCGAAGACUUCAGUGACGUCACCUUCCGGAUGGGGUCACAGCAACAGGUGGUCCGAGCUCACCGUUAUGUUCUUGUCAGUCGCAGCUGUGUGUUCCAUGCCAUGUUCUGUGGCCCCCUGGCGGAAAAAGGGACGGUAACCAUUCCGGAUAUUGAGGCAGACAUCUUCAAGGAAUUCUUAAGGUAUAUGUACACAGACAAGGCCCGAAUCAACGCUGAAACAGUCACGGGACUUAUGUACACAUCCAGGAAAUAUUCUCUCGAUGCACUGUACGAUCUAUGUGUAACUUUCCUGGAGGAGUCCCUGUCACAGGACAAUGUCUGCCAGAUCCUGGAGGAGUGUCAUGGUUACGGGGAGCUGGACUUGGAACAGAAGGCCCUGAAGAUCCUGACAGAAGGAGGGGAGAGAGUCACCAAGUCUCCAGGAUUUGUGGGUCUUUGUUCUGAUUGUCUAGGAAACUUCUUAAGAAUUGACACGCUGAACCUGAAAGAGGAAGAUAUAUUUGAAGCAGUGCUGUCCUGGACAAAGGAAAGAUGCCGGAAGGAAGGGGUUAGUGACACGCCUGAGAACAGACGAAUACUCUUGGGUGAAAUGAGGUAUGAGAUCCGGUUUACCAGCCUACCUCAGGAGUAUCUGGUGAAGGUUGUGGGCCCAUCUGGAUUACUGACAGCGGAGGAGAGAGUUAAAAUUAUGGACAGAUCUAUUGACUCUACUGUUGACAUUUCACCAUUUGCAGGUUUAAACCGAAAGCAAAUACAGGAACCUGAUAUUUGUAAAUACGUCAAAAGAUUUGCAACUGAACCAAAUGUCAAAUUUGUUGUGACAGGAAGUCAUGCUCUCUCGUUUUCUGUCGAUCACAGGAUUAAACUGAAAGGUUGUCAGCUGUAUGGUGGAUAUGAUGACAUGGAGGUUCCGUUGAGUAUUUCACUGUAUGACCAAGAUGAAUCAAAGAUAAUUGAACUGGACACCGAGCAGCGGCUUCUCGGGUGUGGGCAGAUGACUGACAUCCUGUUCUCCGAGUCGGUACCGCUGCAGCCAUUCACCACAUACACUCUCUCUGUGCAAAUGGACAGGCUUGACUGGUGUUACAAUGGGUACGAUGGAAAGCACACUGUAACCACUGAUGGAGUUCAGUUCACGUUUUCAGGCGCCCAGAAUUACAAUACGGAGACAACAGCUCUGAAAGGAAACAUACCUGGCUUCAUAUUCAGUAUCCCAACAUAA
This is a messenger RNA of Haliotis rubra (blacklip abalone), 1311 nucleotides long. RefSeq names its product BTB/POZ domain-containing protein 6-like. Lineage: Eukaryota; Metazoa; Mollusca; Gastropoda; Lepetellida; Haliotidae. Gene Ontology annotation, molecular function: protein binding. The record is from RefSeq and is a predicted model, not a curated record. Bases 1 to 1311 code for a protein of 436 amino acids. The transcript has 2 exons.